AUGGACGCGUUUACUUCAUUCUCCAUUUCCCAAUCUUGUUCAACAAUGGACGCGUUCCUUUGCAGUAUUGGAACCAAGAUUUGGUUGUUACCUACACCUCCUUUUGAAGCGCGGAAGAGGGUGUAUUUGUUGAUGGCUUCAGCUUUCUUUCAAGGUGCCUCUAUUGGACCCUUGAUUGAUUUGGCUAUUGUCAUUGAUGCUAGCCUUAUUGUUACUGCAUUUGUGGCAACCUUCUUGGCUUUUGCAUGUUUCUCAGCAGCAGCUUUGGUUGCAAGGCGUAGGGAGUAUCUCUACCUUGGUGGCUUGCUUUCUUCUGGGCUGUCUAUUCUAAUGUGGUUGCAUUUUGCUUCCUCUGUCUUUGGGGGUUCUACUACUCUCUUUCAGUUUGAGUUGUAUUUUGGACUUCUGGUGUUUGUGGGCUACAUUGUAGUAGACACCCAAGAAAUAAUUGAAAGAGCUCACUUGGGUGAUCUGGAUUAUGUGAAACAUGCUUUGACCUUUUUCACUGGUUUGGCUGCAAUCUUUGUGCGGAUUCUUGUUAUAUUGUUGAAGAAUUCAUCCGACAAAAAUGAGAGGAAUGAAAGGAAGAAGAAGAGGAGAGACUGA
Molecule: messenger RNA, 606 nt
Organism: Vicia faba (fava bean)
Lineage: Eukaryota; Viridiplantae; Streptophyta; Magnoliopsida; Fabales; Fabaceae
Source: the annotation of a GenBank genome assembly